Messenger RNA from Papaver somniferum (opium poppy), 1891 nucleotides. Its product is annotated as chaperone protein dnaJ 16-like. The transcript has 12 exons. The coding region runs from base 330 to 1640 and encodes 436 amino acids. The record is from RefSeq and is a predicted model, not a curated record. Lineage: Eukaryota; Viridiplantae; Streptophyta; Magnoliopsida; Ranunculales; Papaveraceae.
GUGUUUCUCUUUUAGGUUUUCACUUCACUUUAUACAUACAUAAUACACAGUGUAUAAACAGUGGUAGCAAGAAGAAACAAAAAAUGGAGACUGUUCUUAUACCACUCACUGACUACUCCAAAGGAAUGUAUGAAUCAAUGAAUAAGUUAAAUAGAAAAGGUAUCUCUCUACAAAUUAAUUAUUAAUGAUUGAAUUUGGAGUAAGAAUGAGAAUUCAUCAAAGGGUUUGAAGGAUUUGCGAAGAAAUUUGUUAUAAAGACAUAAAGUUUGGAUUUUUGCUUUUGAAAACUCGAGAUUUGGGGUGUGAAGAAAAAUCAAAAAAUAAAAAGAAUGUCGACUCACUCUAAGAAGAGUGGGGAAAAGAAAGAUGAAGUUGGAAAGCAACAACAAAGAAGAGAUCCUUAUGAAGUUCUUGGUAUCUCUAGAAACUCUACAGAUCAAGAAAUUAAAUCCGCUUACCGAAAAAUGGCUCUCAAGUAUCAUCCAGACAAAAACGCUAAUGAUCCUAAAGCAGCAGAUACUUUUAAGGAGGUUACGUUUUCCUAUAACAUUCUAUCUGAUCCAGACAAAAGGCGGCAGUAUGAUUCUGCUGGUUUUGAAGCCGUGGAAUCAGAAAGUCAAGAAUUGGAGGUCGAUCUUUCAAGUUUAGGAGCUGUUAACACCAUGUUUGCCGCACUUUUCAGUAAGCUUGGAGUUCCUAUCAAGACUACUGUUUCUGCAACUAUCCUUGAAGAGGCACUGAAUGGUGAGGUUACAGUUCGUCCACUUGAGCUGGGGCAACCUUUCAACAAGAAGGUAGAAAAACAAUGUGCACACUUCUAUUCUGUAACGGUUACAGAAUGGGAAGCACAAGCCGGGUUAGUUUGUAGAGUGCAAUCACCAGAUAAAAGCAAAUUCAAGCUGUUGUACUUUGAGCAGGAACAGAAUGGUGGAUUGAGCCUUGUACUUCAGGAGGACAGUGCGAAAACAGGAAAAGUUACAUCUGCAGGGAUGUAUUUUCUUGGCUUCCCUGUGUACAGAUUAGAACAAACUGCGAGCUCCGUGGGAUCUGCAAAAGAUCCUGACGCCACCUUUUUCAGAAAAUUGGAUGGAUUUCAGCCAUGUGAAUUAACUGAGCUAAAAGCAGGCACCCAUGUAUUUGCUGUUUACGGCGACAACUUUUUCAAAAGUGCUAGCUAUACAAUAGAAGUUGUUUGUGCUGCACCAUUUUCAGAAGAAAAAGGACAACUUAGGGAUGUGGAAACUCAAAUCUUAAGUAAGAGGGUCGAACUCUCAAAGUUUGAGAAAGAGUACCGAGAGGUCUUGGCUCAAUUCACCGAGAUGACAAGUAGAUAUGCACAAGAAAUGCAGUCCAUAGAUGAGCUUCUCAAGCAAAGGAAUGCAAUCCAUGCUUCAUAUACAAAUGGUCCAGCCCUAAAACGGAGCUCAAGUAGUAGAAAGAUGAGACAUUCCUUCAAGGAUUCCUUCAAGAGUGCGAAAGAGGAGGAAAGAGAAGAGGACGAGGAAGAAGAGAAAGAAGAAGAGGAAGAUGAAGAAGACACUCCAUCUAGAGAGAAGAAACCUAGCACGACAAAGGAGGGGAUUAAGAAAAAGAAAUGGUAUAAUAUCAACAUCAAGCUGGAUAAGAGGAAACCUUGCUAAAAAUUUACGCAGCUCAGAUGCCACGGUCAUUUGUUUUCCAUCUGUUCCUUUUCUCUUUAACUUGGAGACGAAGAACGAAGAUGCUAAUGGAUGGAUAGAUCCUAUUUUUGUAACUCUAGCACUGCAAAGACAACACCUUGCUGUCAUUCUUUUUCCUCCUGUUUCAGUUCUUGUUAAUUUUUCCAAAGAAUCAAAUGAAAAACAGUAUGAUUUUAUUUAGUGAAAACUAAUAUUUUGUUCCUUGGGUUCCA